UACUCAUACACUGUCACAUAGAGAGAGAGAGAGAGAGAGAGAGAGAGAGAGAAAGAGAGAGAGAGAGAUGAGGAGCAAUGAGGUGCGUUUGAACUGUGGCAUAACAAUGCCUGUCAUCGGUUUAGGCACUUAUUCCUCAGAAAAUGAUAGGGAGACAACAGAGCUAGCCAUCCAUAUGGCUCUCAAGAUGGGUUACAGGCAUUUUGAUACUGCAAAAAUAUAUGGUUCGGAGCCAGCUGUGGGCAAUGCUUUGACAGAGGCAAUCCUCCAUGGGAGAGUAGAGCGAGAAGACAUUUUUGUUACGUCUAAACUCUGGGGGAGUGAUCACCAUGAUCCCGUUUCUGCACUCAAGCAAACUCUGCUGAACAUGGGCAUGGAAUAUGUGGACAUGUAUCUGGUGCAUUGGCCAGUGAAGUUAAAGCCAUGGGCUUGUUAUGCAGUCCCAAAGGAAGAGGACUUUGAAGAAUUGGAGAUGGAGUCCACCUGGGCUGGGAUGGAGAAGUGCUUGGACAUGGGGAUGUGUAGGUGCAUUGGUGUGAGCAAUUUCUCCAGCAAGAAGACAGAACAUCUGCUAAACUUUGCUUCUGUUCCUCCAGCCGUCAAUCAGGUGGAAAUGCAUCCGAUGUGGAGGCAAAGCAAGCUCCGUGAGACAUGUGCAAGCCACAGAAUCCACGUAAGUGCCUACUCACCACUCGGUGGGCCCGGGAACAUAUGGGGAUCAACGGCUGUGGUUGAUAAUCCAAUCAUCCAAUCCAUUGCUCUUAAGCACAAAGCAACCCCAGCUCAGGUUGCUCUGAAAUGGGGAUUAUCGAAAGGAUCAAGCGUGAUCGUCAAGAGUUUUAAUCAAAAUCGGAUGAAGGAGAACAUGGGGUCCUUUGAUCUGAAGUUGGACGAUCAAGAUUUCAAUGACAUUGACAGCUUGGAGGAGUGGAAGAUCAUGAGAGGGGAGUUUCUUGUUAAUCAAACAACAAGCCCCUACAGGACAAUUCAGGAACUUUGGGAUGAUGAAAUUUAAGUAAAACUACAAGGCAUUUGAGAUGUACGAUUAAAAAAUCCACCCACCUUUUCUAUUUUUUCUUUAUCAUAUUUUCGGUUGUACAAGAAUGCUGAAAGGUGCCAGUAUUUAUUGAUGCUUAUGGUUCUUCAAGAGCAGAUAUAGAGGUCCAUUUUCAAGAGCCUGGAACCCUGGAUAUGUGUAUAUCUUUUUGUAUCUUUGUUUCUUCGCUGCAAUUGUUAUGGUCUUCAGGGAUUCCAUUAUGCACCCUUUGUAAUUAGGUUUCAAUUAUGGGAAGAUCGAUGGCAUAACUAGGCAUCAGGGCACAGGUUUCUCAAUGCACAUAAAGAGCAGUGGGAAAGUUAGCAUUUUUACUUCAAUAAUAACAACAAAAACAGGAACAAAAACAAUCGUAUCCUUUAUUUAUCUGCAAAGGUGAACAUAGAAUGCAUUUAAAGAAUAAUUACAUUAUAAGCAAAGGAGAUGGAUGAUCAGGAAAAAUAUCA
Molecule: messenger RNA, 1500 nt
Organism: Juglans microcarpa x Juglans regia
Lineage: Eukaryota; Viridiplantae; Streptophyta; Magnoliopsida; Fagales; Juglandaceae
Product: NADPH-dependent aldo-keto reductase, chloroplastic-like
Exons: 5
Coding region: 68-1015 (315 amino acids)
Cellular component (GO): cytosol
Molecular function (GO): aldose reductase (NADPH) activity
Source: RefSeq, a predicted model, not a curated record